Molecule: messenger RNA, 1188 nt
Organism: Paramacrobiotus metropolitanus
Lineage: Eukaryota; Metazoa; Tardigrada; Eutardigrada; Parachela; Macrobiotidae
Exons: 6
Coding region: 323-958 (211 amino acids)
Source: RefSeq, a predicted model, not a curated record
UAUGGGUCGGAACGUGUUUGAACGCGCUGGUGUGCGGCAUGGCAAGCUACUUCGCAUAUACACAUACAAGUAACCGAUCCGACUGCCAGUCGAUGUUGAAAAUUUAUCGAAUUUAAAUUUUAAUUGUCACGUUUUUUAGUGUCAUUUGAAGCACUAGGUUCUUGAUGUUUACACCUGAUUGUAGAUCAGAUCAAUUCUGUAGCUUCUGAUAAAGUUUAGUUUGUGGUAUAGUUCUGCACCUUUUAUUUCUAAAGUGUGUCAGUCAGGUGCAAUCUGAACUGUGUGAUCAGCGAAGAACCGAGCUUUGGUCGGCGGAUUCAAAAUGGUGUUUAUUCCACGCAGCGUGUCGCGUUUGUCCGUACGCUCUGAUACGGCCAACGUUUCGGGAGACACAACGGAUAUCGAGACUCUCAUGCAGGAGUGGAAUACGUCCGACAACAAAGCAGAGGCUUUUAAAAAAGUGGAAUCAGCUUUCAAGCGGAUGGCUGCAGCGAGCGCCGAUGUUAUUCCGGCUGGAGCAGAAAGCGAAGAGGAAGAGACGCCGAGUGAGCGCGCAAAGCCUGGCACUCCGGCUGAGCCAGGAUAUCCGGCUGUGCAACGAGAAACCCAAUACGUGUGCUUCAACUGUCGAAAGCCAGACCCGGGGCACACUACCAGUCAGUGCCGCCGUUGGAACAGUCGCCGAUUUCAGCCACGUGACGGGGAACGAGCAAAAAAAUUCAAGGAAUCUUUGGAGGAAAAAGAACGCUCUGUGCGCCGCAUGGAAGAGGAUCGCAGAGCGGAAGAUGCAGAAAUACGUGCCCUACGCGACAACGAAACUCGCGCUGAGCGAAACGCCCGUGAAGAGCGCUAUCGACGCGAGGACCGCGAGCGGGCGGAACGUCGCCGUCGCGAAGAUCGCCAGUGGGAGGAUGUCUGGGCCGAAAAAUUGCGUGCCCACCGAAACAUUCGUUUCUAGGUUUGCAAAUGCAAAAGCCAUGGAAUGAUUGGAUUGUUUUAUUUUUUUCUCACUGGAAUCUGUGGUGUUUUGUUAACGCGGUUUUGUGUUUACCUCCUCGCAUAUUUACAUGAAAGUUUAGUAACUGGCAGUGAUUCUUUUAUUGAGUGUUGUUUGAUGAAAAGCUCAACGAUAAGCCGACAGUAAGUUCCAAGUAACCAACGUGACUCUGGAAAUGAUUAAAUUCUGAA